Messenger RNA from Postia placenta MAD-698-R-SB12, 585 nucleotides. RefSeq lists its product as hypothetical. Bases 1 to 585 code for a protein of 194 amino acids. The record is from RefSeq and is a predicted model, not a curated record. The transcript is spliced from 4 exons. NCBI's taxonomy places the organism in Eukaryota, Fungi, Basidiomycota, Agaricomycetes, Polyporales, Adustoporiaceae.
AUGAAGGUCUUCCAUCUCGUCGGCGACGGUACAGGCUUCGGACUCAUCGCCAUCAUCAGCGGAGCCUGGGCCGUGAACAACACUAAUCCUCCGUCGUGGAUUUUUGACGACUUCCUGUCAAUACCGGCAUUGGCGACCAACGUCAAGACACGGUCUUUCCUAUCCUUGAUACAGGUCGAGCCGGUGCAGAAAACAGCCAACCUCCGCGGAUAUAAAAAUACAGUGCCUCUGACGGAAAUCACUGAGGGCAUUCUGAAUGGUGUGCUCACGAAAGCCCAGUAUUGGGCCGAACAGUUGCAACUCAACUCGGACCAGAUCAUCAGUUACGAUGUCGAGCCGUUCCUUCCGACCAUCCUCACGCACAGAGCCCCGUCGGCAUACCCGUGGACGCGCACUGAGCGCUACCUGCCGUUGAACAUAUAUUUCAGCUGGUCGGACGAGACUUUUGACAGCGAGUACUAUGCUGCGAUCACGCAGACUGCGACCAAUCUGACGUCUGCUGCGGUGGAGGGGCAAACGAACAUCUCAGGCGUGCCGCACUACCCGAAUUAUUCGCUGUACGGGACACCGAUCUCGGACAUCUGA